AUUCCGAAAAAUAUUUUACACAACAUUAUAAUUUUUUUCCUUCAGUAAAAUAACCAGUGUCGUGUAUAUGUAAAAAAAAUAAUACUGUUGUUUUGACCGGCUGGGAAUCAUGGCGGCGAGGAAACUGACGACUGGAUUGACUGGUUUGGCUGUGGCUACCAGUCCGCAUCAUACAUUGGGUGUUCUUUAUGGCAAGAUCCUGAGAUGUCUGCAGAAAAUGCCAUCUGAUUCUGCCUACCGGCGAUACACAGAGCAGAUUAUAAGCGAUAGGAACAAUCAUGUGAAAACGGAGCCGGAUGUGACAAAAUUGGAGAAAGCAAUCAAUGCAGGCCAAAUUGAGGAAGUUAUAGUGCAAGCCGAGAAGGAGCUGUCCUUGGCACGAAAGAUGUUGGAGUGGAAGGCGUGGGAGCCUCUUGCCCAGGAGCCCCCAAAGGGACAGUGGCAGUGGCCCAUUAAAUAAAAAGUUCCUGCCAGAAUAUUUACCUUUGGUUGUACUUGGUAGAUUUGGAUAUCAUAGUGUGGAGCUUUUGAAUGUACAUUUUACCUGCUAUCUGUAAAUAUUUAUUUUUCCCAGAGUUAAAUUGUGAAGAUCAUGAUUGAUAUGCUGUAUUGAGCUGGCUUUAGAUGGAUGAAAUUAAUUAUAAUACACAGUAUGCAUAUA
This is a messenger RNA of Penaeus vannamei (Pacific white shrimp), 661 nucleotides long. It is a transcript of the gene ND-13B, whose product is annotated as NADH dehydrogenase (ubiquinone) subunit ND-13B. The record is from RefSeq and is a predicted model, not a curated record. Gene Ontology annotation, biological process: respiratory electron transport chain. Lineage: Eukaryota; Metazoa; Arthropoda; Malacostraca; Decapoda; Penaeidae.